AUGGAGCGUCAUUCUGCGCACGAUUUGCGCGCAGAUAACGUUGCCAUGGACGUCGACAGUGUCGAAGACGUCGUGGCAGAUGCAGCGGCUAACCGGGACACGCUUGCUGGCAGUAAUCUCCACCGCCGUCAGCAGGAUUCACAGGAUUCUCUGUGGGAAAUGGAUGUGAACAUGACCGCGGAAAGUGAUGAUGACACAGAUGAGCACGCGUUUCUGAUCAUUAGCUUGAUGUUCAUUGUACUAGGGGCUGCUUUUGGUACGAUGGACUGGAGGUCACUUCGAGCAGACCCCAGCGAGAGGAUCACCAUUCGCUCGGACUUCUUUCCAAAGCUGAAGGCACAACGGUCACCGAAAGCGUACCGAAAGACUCUUCGCUGCAUGCCUGAGUCAUUUGAUGCUCUCUGCUCGUUCUUGGAGACUCCCUACUGCGCCAAGUACGGGCUGCCGGGGAAGAAUACUCAGUACGCAUUCGAUCAUGGUCUUGGAGUGCUGCUCACAUACUACGGAAAUGGAUGCGGUCAGGACGGAGAUGGCAUAGGAGGAGCUGCUGCACAACUUGGCAUGUCGCGACCUGUGGCGAGUCGCUACAUUGACAAUCUAGAGAAACUGCUCUUUGAGAUGAUGGACGACGUGAUAUACUUUCCUGCACCACAUUCGGAAGAUGAAUGGAAUGAGCUCGCCGAUGGAUUUGCUGCUCGCAAAGCUGACUUCCCUGACGUAGCAUGCAUUUUUGACGGCACACUGAUACACACGCGAAGACCAAGUGAUUUUCAGGGAUUUUACGAUAAAAGUGGCAAGCCUUCCUAUAAUUGUUUGGCGGCGAUUGACUACCGCUUCAAGUUCCGUUAUCUAGGAGUUUUCAGUGGCAGUAACUCGGACCAAUCGAUGUGGAACCAGUCUGCUGUUUUAGGCGCUCGUGCACGAGAGCUCUGCCCUCCAGGAAUCAAUUGGUUGGGUGACGCAGGCUUCAAGCUGUGGCCAUUUUUGAUGGUUCCAUUUGAUGAGCGUGGGGGCAAGCGUCUGACGAAGAUACAACGCUGCUACAAUUACCAUCUUUCGGAAACUCGCAUACUAGUGGAAUGCGUGUUUGGGCGACUGAAAUCUCGUUUCAAAGUGCUUCAUGGUGUGACAGAUCGCCGUAAGCAUACCACGAACGUUCGCAUGAUUUGUGCUGCUGCAGUUCUACACAACUUGCUGAUCGACAUAGGCGACAAGCAAUUCAAAUACAAAAAACAAAGUGAGGAAGCACGUCGCGAAGAGGUAAAUGAAGCUAGGCAAGUCAUGGCUUCAUUCAAUCGAAACUGGGAUAGAACUCCAGCAGAAGUCAAGCUUGCAAUUGAAAAGCGCAAUGCAUACGCACUCCGCUUUUAUCAGAACGAUAAUGAGUAA
This is a messenger RNA of Phytophthora nicotianae INRA-310, 1389 nucleotides long. RefSeq lists its product as hypothetical. Lineage: Eukaryota; Oomycota; Peronosporomycetes; Peronosporales; Peronosporaceae. The transcript is spliced from 3 exons. Bases 1 to 1389 code for a protein of 462 amino acids. The record is from RefSeq and is a predicted model, not a curated record.